This is a messenger RNA of Populus trichocarpa (black cottonwood), 2941 nucleotides long. RefSeq names its product beta-glucuronosyltransferase GlcAT14C. NCBI's taxonomy places the organism in Eukaryota, Viridiplantae, Streptophyta, Magnoliopsida, Malpighiales, Salicaceae. Gene Ontology annotation, cellular component: membrane. The transcript is spliced from 4 exons. Gene Ontology annotation, molecular function: glucuronosyltransferase activity. The record is from RefSeq and is a predicted model, not a curated record. Bases 11 to 1390 code for a protein of 459 amino acids.
UUUCAGACACAUGAAGGUAACUUCAAGAGUUCAGAAAAAGGACAUGCCACCAGUCCCACCAAACGUUUUGCAAAACCUCAAAAUCUUCGAGCUCCGAUGUAAGAAACAGAGCUCGCAUUCUCAACAGCAAGAAACCAUGAAGAGAACACACAUUUCAUACUCCCUAGAUCGAACAUGUCUGAUUCUACUAAUCACACUGGCUUUACUCUCUCUAAUCCUCCUCUUAAUUGUCGGUCAAAACAAAUCGUCUCCAUCAACCGACACUUCCUCAAACCAGCAAAAACACUCCAUCCUAGACCAAAAUCUCAAUGACCCAUCACAGUUGCCGAGACUGCCAAGGUUUGCUUACUUCAUCUCAGGCACAAAAGGGGAUGUUUCAAGUGUAAAAAGAUUGCUUCAAGCAGUGUAUCAUCCUAGAAACUACUAUUUGUUGCAUCUUGAUUUUGAAGCAAGUGACGGUGAAAGGCUUGAGCUUGCAAAGUAUGUAAAGGUAGAGAGUGGUGUGAUGAGGGAAUUUGGGAAUGUCAUGGUUCUUGGUAAGGGUGAUUUGGUUACAUAUAAAGGGCCUACUAUGAUUGCUAGUAUACUACAUGGGGUUGCUAUUUUGUUGAAGCAGUUUGAAGAUUGGGAUUGGUUUGUUAAUUUAAGUGCUGAAGAUUAUCCUCUCAUGCAUCAAGAUGAUAUCCUGCAUAUUUUCUCCUACUUGCCUAGAGAUCUGAACUUCUUGGAGCACACAAGUGGUAUCGGUUGGAAAGAGUACCAAAGAGCAAAGCCUAUAAUCAUAGAUCCAGGCUUGUAUCAUGCAAAGAAGUCUGGUGUAUUUUGGGCCAAAGAGAAAAGGAGUUUGCCUGCCGCUUUCAAGUUAUUUAUGGGGUCUGAAUUGGUGGUUCUUACAAGGUCAUUUCUUGAAUUCUGUGUCUGGGGAUGGGAUAACCUCCCCCGCACUGUCCUUAUGUAUUACACAAAUUUCUUGUCAUCCACAGAGGGAUACUUCCAUACUGUCAUUUGCAACCAAAAAGAUUACCAAAACACUACAGUUAACCAUGACCUGCAUUACCUAAAGUGGGAUAACCCUCCAAAGCAAUAUCCAUUGAAUCUCACCGUGGAGCAUUUUGAAGACAUGGUUGCAAGUGGUGCCCCCUUUGCCCGUAAGUUUGCAAAGGAUGAUCCAGUUCUUAACAAAAUUGACAAAGAACUUCUGGGGAUACCGGAUGGACAGCUUACUCGAGGGCGCUGGUGUGCAGGAAAGUCUCUUUCAGAUAAAGAUCCUUGUGUUGUUUAUGGGAGUCCCUUUGCUGUUAAACCAAGUACUGUUAAUUCACGGAGGCUAGAGGAACUAAUGGUGAAACUUCUUGAUUCUGAAAAUUUCAGAUCUAAACAAUGUAAAUAAUUUUCCAUUACUCAAGUUUUCUUCUCUUGAUUUUUAAAAUAUUUUUUUGUUUGAAAAUAUAUUAAAAUAAUAUAUAUAUUUUUUUAUUUUUUAAAAAUUAUUUUUUACAUAAUAUUUUAAAAUUAUCAAAAAAUAUUUUUAAAAUACACAAACAAACAAGUAUUAGCUGGUGCAAUCUGUUGUCCUCAAAACCAUGGCCCUUGCGAGCAAAUCAAUGCUUAGAACCAUAGUAAAAAAUGUCAAGAGUGAACUUGUCCAAAAAAUGCAGUCAAUCAGAGCAAUGCCAUUCAAAUUUUGAUUAUUAUCUUACGAGGACUCCGAUGCACCCGACAACAGGGAACCGACACAGGUCAAGUCAAUUGCUGCCAAAGUCUUCAAACACAGAGAAGACUUUAUCCUUAAAGCAACCAGUGGUUGAGAGAUUCCUAGUGGAAAAAUGAAGAACUCUCAAACCAUGAUGGAAGAGAAGCAGCUAGGGUUCUUCGACUUGCUCAAAGAAUCCCUCAAAACCCCCUUCAGAAAUCCCAAUCUCAUCAUCUUUGCCUUCUUCUCCUCUCUCCCUUUGUUCUCCUUUUUGAUCAUGUACGAGACUGUCUUCCAGCAAACCAUGAUCAAAACAUUGAAGGAUAUUUUAAAGGAAAGAACAUCUCAUUUUGAUGUUCUCGAUUAUUAUGAUGCAAUACCAGGAGCUACAGAGAGGUUGAUUGAAGGAAUUUCUAGUGAGUUUUUUCUACUUUGUCUCAUAUAUUUAGGGAUACUCCAUUUGCUAGACCUCUUCAGCAUGAUUGCUAUAGUAGACAUAGCUUCAAUGAUUUACAAAGGAGAUCGGAAAGCCAUGAAUCUUAAGGACAUGCUAAGCAGAUGCAUCAAAGAAACAAGAAUUAAAGGGCCUCUCAUCACAUCCAUCUAUGCUCUCCUUUUAGAUUCUCUUAUUUCAGUUGGACUAGUCUCCACGGUGAUGUACAUAUUCCUCGGGUCAAUCUCUUCCUUCUUCUCCAUGGUAUUUGCCUUAGUCUUUAUAGGUUUACUAUCAAAAUACAUAGAGUGGAGUGCUGUAUGGAACAUGGGAAUUCUGAUUUCCAUUUUGGAAGAGAAACAUGGUGAUGUAGCAUUGAUAAUCUCAGCAUAUCUAAGCAGAGGUAGCAGGCAACGUGGAUUUCUUCUAAUGCUAGUGUAUUUUUUGUGGAGGUUUGCCUUAAGAUUGGGAUGCGUUUACGUGGGAUGGGACAAAGGAGGAAGUGGAGUUGCAGUCACAGCAGUGCAUGCUAGCCUUGUUUGUUUGGCCAAAAUGUGGCUGUGGCUGAUAUUCAUGGUUUACUUCUAUGAUUGUAAGAAGAAACGUCUGCAUGAAAAAAUUGACGUGGAGGGAGGACAAGAGGAGAGUACUUGAGGGCACUAGGCAGCAUUGAUAUUGCAGUCGAGCCCUUGUCCCUUUUGGCACCAUUUUCAUUGCUGUAAUGGCCAAACUUCCUUUUCUUUUGUUGGCCAGCCAAGGCUGGUGGGUGUCUCGCUCUGAAUAUUUCAUGGCAUGGAUUUGAUUCCUGUUCUCAA